UAAAAGAAGCCAGUCUGAUUAAACUUUAUUAUUGAAGACGUCGAAGUAAUAUUCGUAAGAUCUAAAGAUGCGGCAAAUUGAAGAAUUUGUGUAUAUAGUAUUAUAUCUACAAUUUUUCAUCCACAAUGUGUCUACAUUUAAUAUUGAUAUUUUAUCAAAAAAAAAUAUCAGUAACACAAACAACAUAAUGCGGAUUAGUGAAUGGGAAUGCAGGUCCAAUAAUGAUUGUACAGCAAAAAAUAGUAUGUGCAAUAAUAAUCUGUGUCAGUGUGCCUCCGGAUAUAUUUUUAACGCCGAUAUGACGGCCUGCAUUAAAGUUGCAACUAGAUUGUAUGAUUCAUGCGAGGAAACAGUACAGUGUUCAGCUUAUCUUCUUAGCGGCGCUAAAUGCGUCGAAAAUGUUUGUGUGUGUGGUCCUGGUUUUUAUUAUUUACACGGUAGAUGUAAUCGAUAUGUUGGCUUAUUCGGGAAAUGCGAGCAAAAUAUCGACUGUUACGUAAAUGCUGAUUUCGAAGCGAGCACUUGCGAUGCGGAGGAAAAAAUUUGCAAAUGUAGUCUUGGCUUUUAUUUGCGCGAAUAUCGCACUUGUCGGCGAGAGGGAAAAGCCGUCGGCGAUGAGUGUACAGUUGAUAUCGAUUGUACUUUCGGUACUGCAACAUGCAGCGAUUUCAUGUGCGCUAUUGAAUCCAAAUUCGAUACGGCGGUCGGACUUUCGUACGACGUUUCGAUCGAAGGAACAGUGGAUACAAAUACUCGGGUGGGCGGUAAUUGUAUGACCGACGAGGACUGCAGAGUAGUGGAAAAUGCCAUAUGCGGUCCUACUGGGACAUGCACUUGCUACCGUGCACAUUUUGAAUCCAGCACAGGCAUCGCGUGUAUUCCAGAACUCGGGGAGCCCUGUCAGAAUAACGACGUCAGCUACAUCCAGAAAUCCAUUUGUCGUGGAGGGAGAUGGAGUUGUACAAAUGGCACGGUUGCAUCCAAAGAUAAUCGUCAGUGUCUUACUGCAACCAGAGAGUAUAAGGGAAGUUGUCAUCAGGAUGAGCAGUGUUAUAUCUUUGGUCCAGAUGCUGUGUGCAGUAAUAAUAAAUGUGUAUGCAAUGAGAAUAUUUCCCAUUAUGUGGAAAACGAACUUUUUUGUUGGGGAAAUACGGGAGUCGGCAAGACUUGUAUACGUGAUCAAGACUGUUUCGUUAAAGAUUUCAAAGGCAAUUUAAUAUGUAAUGGUACAUGCAACUGUCCUCAUAAUACACGGUUAAGCAAGGACAACAUGGCUUGUAUAGGACCAACAGAACUCGGAGGGUUUUGCGAAAUAAAUGAGGAUUGCGUAAUACCAUAUUCUGUUUGUAAUGAAAAAGUAUGCUCGUGUGACGAGAAUUAUUAUGAAGCAAAUAAACUUUGUUUGCCAGGUAUCAAUUCUACCUGCAAUAAUAAUGAAGAUUGCACACCGGAACACUCUAUUUGUAACUCUAACAAUUGUUCUUGUGAAGCGAAUUAUGUGGCUGUAGCUAUAGAUUUAUGUGUGCCAGUAUCAUUGUACGGCGAGCCUUGUUCAAUAGAUGUUCAAUGUUCCGCUAUUACACCUGGUGCAAUUUGUGCACUUAAGAACGAAAGCAAUGUAAUGGAAUCGUCGAAAGAAGAAGACAAAAUUUGUACUUGUAACAAAGAAGAUUAUUAUACAUUAGGAAAAUGUUUUAAGAAAAAGUUUCUCGGUGAAAUUUGCAGGAGUAUAGGUGAAUGUUAUGGAAGUUCCACUUGGAAAGAAAUAGUUUGCAGGAACGAGAAAUGCACAUGUGAUUGGGGUUACAAGAUAUCGAAUAAUCGUACCUGUAUAAGACAUCCGCAAGCUGCAAAAUUUUUUUUGAAAGGCGGUGCCAGCAACAUGGUGUCUACGGAAUUAUUUUUAAUCAUAUCCUUAUAUUUUCUAGUAAAUUAUUUUAGAUUUGUAUGAAAAAAACAAUGAUCUUUUACAAUAAUAACAAAAAUAUAUAAAAAUUCUAUAACAAUCUAGAAUAAAUCUAUCGUUGUUGUUACAAAUAACUUUUUGAUAGAAAACACAUACACAUCAAGAAU
Messenger RNA from Pogonomyrmex barbatus (red harvester ant), 2073 nucleotides. RefSeq lists its product as uncharacterized. Lineage: Eukaryota; Metazoa; Arthropoda; Insecta; Hymenoptera; Formicidae. The record is from RefSeq and is a predicted model, not a curated record.